CCUUGGCCGUAUCCUUCCAACAUGUAUGUGGCUGGUUCGCCCUAAAACACGCGUUGUGAAAUCAAUCCUAAAACUCCUGCCGCUGCCAGAGCCGGGCUCUGCUGCGCUGCAGCGAACACGGAGCGGCGGAGCGGCCGCGGGCGCGGAUGCGGUUGUGCAGAGGCAGAGCCCGUGGCACGUCUGUACCCGCACGUUAUGUAACGCGAGUGCAGCGGAGCGUACGAGCCGGGAAAGAGGCACAAACCCCUCGCCAACACCCAGCUCCUUCUGCGCCGCGGCGGGCGGGGGCUGCGGGGGCUGCGGGCCCGGCCGCCCCCCGGGCGGGAGCCGGAGCGGAGCCGCCCGCCGGCCGCGCCGCCGCCCCGCCCGCGGUACCCCCGCCGUUGGCGUGGAAACGGGCUGGCGGCUCCGGCUCCUCCUCCAGCGCCAGCCCCGCGCUCCCCCUGCCCGGCUCCCCGGCGAGAGCGCGGAGCACCUCCCUGUCUCCCGCGGGGGGCCGCCGGACAAGUGCUCCACGGCCGCCUUUAGAACAGCCCGGGUUUUUACGGUUGUGUUUUCUAGGGAGAAGAUGGGAAAGGGCAGGUUCCUGCUCCUGCUGGGGCUGCGGGGCUAGUCCCUGCAGUCGUGGUGUGUCUGCUCGGCAAAUCACAGAUGCUGAUGUGAAAAAGGGCCAAAGCAGAGGAGAGGCGUCAGUGGAUGCGAGCGUUUGUACUGAUGGAUUGAGGAGGUGGAGGCUGCCUGCCUGGUGCUGGAGAGGCACAGAUUUGACAGCUGAACAGACACAGCUCUGCAGAACAGAGAGUGUUUUGCCAUUAACUUGGCUGUCUCCAUCAAAUCAUUUGUUUGGAAGCUAUCAUGCAAAAAGCUCAGAUCUCUGCCCUUGGAUUAAGGACAUUAUAGGAGGAGAGGCCUAUAUAUAUAGAAGGAUGAAGAUCCAGUCUUCAAGAAGCCAGUGACAGGUGUAAUCAAAAUAAAACCUCUUAGCUAUAAGGCAUAUUUAGGAGGAAAACUCAUGCUAUCUUUUGUUACCAAAGCACUGAUUGCAUUUUCAGAGAAGAAACCCCUCCUGUGUACAUAUGUAUGCUUAUAAGGAAGAAAAGCUGAUUAAUUCUGUGCAAGGCAUGGAAAUUUCACUCUGACAAUGGACCUUACAGAGAGGAAUAAACUCCGCAUGCUACGUAAAGAAUGCUACACCUCUGGCUGAGAUUAUGUGCUUGUCACUUCACAGGCCAGAGCUCUUCACAGAAGAGCUGAAAAAGUCUUCUGAAGGUACUACCUUGAAUUUUGUAAGCCUCCAGAAACAGUUUGAUGUUUCAGUUGCAGACCUUGGUUUCGAAUUUAGUGUUGAUAAUCUAAAAAUAACCAGCCAGGUAGCUCUGAAGGACUGAAGUGAAAGUGGUCUGGUUCUCUCAGUUCUGACUAUGCACUGAUGGAACAAGAAUUCAAGAGUGGUGAUGAGGAAGUCCAAAUUUCAACUAUUAUAUUGAUGAAAGAAUAAUCCCAAGAAACACUAUACUGUUCCAAAGCAACCAUAAUCGAUUCUCUUUGCAAAGUUCCCUGGCAAUUUAAGCUCAGAAUUUUCCUGUAUUGAAAUGGAAAGAGAGGAGGCUCAAAACCACUUAGCUUGGCUAUGGAAAGAAGCUUACAAAGUUUGCAUCUCUUUAUUGAUUAAGCAAGCUGCAGGUACUGUGUUUAACAAUACUGUUCUCCAAGGGGAAAAAAGAAAAGAGUUGUUACAAAGAUCAGUAACUCUUCCUUUCUCAAAUUCAUGAAGCAAAGUUAAACAGCAUCUUUUGCUUCUUAAUUUAGUUAUUUAAAUGUUCAGUGGGGAUAGAUAAGAUGAAAGAAAACUCAGGAGGACAUCUGUCUGAGUACAAGAUAUUGAUAUAAAUAGAGAGGCUGGGAAAAGUAGUUGUGAGUUUUCAUUUUCUACUUCAGACAAACCAGUCAGAACAGAACUGUGCAGGGAAAGCACUGCCAUAAGCUCUUGCUGAGGGAGAAACUGGGGCACAGCUCAGCACUGUUUGUUUUCACGUAGGUUUAGAUAAUAAAACACAGAGGGCUGAAAGGGAGAUUUGAUUUACUAUUGUUCAGAAACCACAUUUUCUUUGUCUGCGAGUUUCAGCUGUCCCUAUGCUUUUACUAUAACUUUAGAUAUUUGCUUUUCUUUACAUUUUUUUCCCAUCUGUAUUUUCCAUUUGGCAUAAUAAAAGGUUUGGAAGUGUAGAAGUGGAGUAAAAAGUGAAUGGCUUGCUGCAAGGAAGCAGACUCUCUCAUUCAUUUAUUUUCCCAUUGUUUGGCAGGUGGAAAGCACAGAUUUACAGAGCUGAAGUGGAUCAGCUGAAGAAGUGGGGAAGAGAAACAAAACAAGUACAGUACCAGUGAAAGGAGCUUCAGCUUUAUCUUGCAGCAUCACCACAGCAACCAGAGAACACAAUCAGAAGAAAAGGCUAGAGCAGAGAAGGCGAAAGUGCAGCUUCUUACCUUUGGACAGAAGGCAGCAAAAUCAUUAUGCAGAACAGAAAUGGUAUUUGAUGGUUCUAGACAAACUGCGGCAAAGGGAAGUGUCCCGUCAUUAACAGGAAUGUGCCACAGUUCAUGCACUGGAAAGGGGAGUGCCAUGAGAUCUGGUGAAGAGACUAUUUCUGUGGCUGCAUACCUACAUGGGUUUGCACCCUUGCUGGGACUCAAUUAGGUGGCUGUAGGCAUCGGGGAUCAUCAGGUAUUGGAUAGUGACCUUUAUUCCAUUCGGGGUGUACCUGGCACGAGAACUGAAAGACACUGCAGAUCUUUUUGAGCGACGGCAACAGAGUGAGCCAAUCUGCACCCCUUCCCUUCUGUACCUGCCUGCUGUACCAUGGGAUGUCGGCAAAGCUCUGAGGAGAAAGAGGCAGCGCGGCGGUCCCGUAGGAUUGACCGCCACCUGCGCUCUGAAAGUCAGCGACAACGAAGAGAGAUAAAACUCCUCCUCCUGGGCACCAGCAAUUCUGGGAAGAGUACUAUCGUAAAGCAGAUGAAAAUCAUUCACAGCGGUGGCUUUAACUUGGAGGCCUGUAAGGAAUACAAACCUCUGAUUAUCUAUAAUGCAAUUGACUCUCUCACACGUAUCAUUCGGGCUCUGGCCACCCUCAAGAUAGAAUUUCACAAUCCUGACAGAGCAUACGAUGCAGUGCAGCUUUUUGCCCUGACAGGCCCAGCUGAGAGCAAAGGGGAGAUUACCCCGGAGCUGCUGGGGGUGAUGAAGAGGCUGUGGGCAGACCCCGGUGUGCAGGAGUGCUUCUGCCGCUCCAACGAGUACCACCUGGAGGACAACGCUGCCUACUACCUGAACGACCUGGAACGGAUCGCAGCCCUGGACUACAUCCCCACGGUGGAAGAUAUUCUGCGGUCUCGGGACAUGACCACAGGGAUUGUAGAAAAUAAGUUCACCUUCAAAGAGCUGACUUUCAAAAUGGUGGAUGUGGGUGGACAGAGAUCUGAACGCAAAAAGUGGAUCCACUGUUUCGAGGGGGUUACAGCAAUAAUUUUCUGUGUGGAGCUGAGUGGGUAUGACUUGAAGCUGUAUGAAGACAACCAAACAAGUCGAAUGGCAGAAAGUUUGCGUCUGUUUGAUUCCAUCUGCAACAACAACUGGUUUAUCAACACUUCCCUCAUCCUUUUUUUGAAUAAGAAAGAUCUGCUGGCAGAAAAAAUCCGACGCAUCCCCUUAACAGUCUGCUUUCCUGAAUACAAAGGCCAAAACACUUACGAGGAGGCAGCAGUCUACAUCCAACGCCAGUUUGAGGACUUGAAUCGCAACAAGGAGACCAAGGAGAUCUACUCACACUUCACCUGUGCCACUGAUACCAGUAACAUACAAUUUGUGUUUGAUGCAGUGACAGAUGUCAUCAUUCAGAACAAUCUCAAAUACAUUGGCCUCUGCUAAGAAUCCUUGGGUUUAAUCUGUUUUCCUGGAGUGAUAAAAAAGGGGCUAACUUCUUCCACUUCUAGUGGAAAAAAAUUGGGCAAUGCUUACUAGCCCAAGGAGAGAAAAGGGGGAAAUCUGAUAUACGAACACAGUUCCUCUUAUGCCCCCUUAACCUGCUACAUCAUUUUCCCCAAAUAUAUGUUCUGGAGAGUGAGAGCCUCCUCUCCAAGAAAACCAAACACCCCCAGUGGGAAAAAAAAAAAAAAACAACCAAAAACUCAAAAAGCCCAAACAAAAACAAAAAAAGAGAUUGAGGCCAAACUCUGUGGAGAUGUUUCACCACAGUCACUGCACUUUUAUUCCAUUUGUUUCAUUCCAUUUCCUACAGUGGGAGUGUUAUCAUGUUCUGUGUAAGAAAUGACUCUUCAUCCAGUUGUCCUAAAAUUUUAUUGACAUAAAAAUAUAAAUCUGGUGAGUGACAGAUGAACUUGUUUGCAGGGUGGGGAGCAGAAUGCUUGUGUUGGGGAGAAAAGCUAGUUCAAACCAGAACUUACUGAAUGAGAGAGUUUAAGCAAAAUACUACUUAAAUCUGUAGAGAGUGGGCAUGCACCCACAAUAUUGGUAUCCACAGUCAAGAGUAUGUACACAUCCAUCAUGUAUGCACAUGCACAUGACUCUCAGCAUAUACUAUGUACACACCUCUGCUUUACUUUACUGUUUCUCAUGGACACCUUGCCUAUUAAAGGAAUUGUUGGUGCGCAACUGUUUUGUGAGUUCCUAACUACUAGCAGCUCUUUCUGCUCUUUAUGGCUUCAAAUAUGCAGCAAAACUACAUGAAAUGAAUCUUUGAAUAGGCCAAAUUAAGGUCGGUGUUUCUUCUACUGUUAAGGAGUUUUAUACAUCAAAACAGUCUUCUUUUACAUCUUUUUUUGCCAAAUCUUGUGGUGUUUCAUGAAAAACCAAAUUAUAUUAAAAAGUAGGUUAGUGUUCCUUUUUUAAUACAGAUUAAAAAAAUAAAUCACAAAGCAAUUUUUUAAAUUAUUGUUGUAGUGUCUGGAUUGCUGAAUGUGAAAGUUGCCAACGGACAAUUCUGUUCCACUGCUCCAAAUACCUUCUGGGUAUUGUAAUAUUAUAACAGAUUUCCCAAGAAGCAGGAGCCAUGGAGAUUGUGUAGUGUAUAACCUCAAAAGUCUUUUUUUGUUGGUUUUAAAAAUUAUUUUUAAAAUGUGAUGUGUUAUUAGAAGGUUAAAGAUGAGCGAUAUGAACAAUAACUAAAUGUCUUGUUAUUUCAAUUUAAUAAUUUAAAUUAUUUACAGUUUAGUGAAGUUAAGGAAACUGAAGAGAUGCAAUCCUCAGCUCCAGGUUUCAUCUCAUAAAGAAACACUGCUGGAGUAACAUUCCUGCGAAAGUUAGAAUGCAUAAGAAGCUCUGUGGGACUACACUGGAAAAUCUCAUAUGGAUGAUAUAGACCUAAGUCUUUGGUUCUUUGCCCUGCCAUAGAAAAGACUUCUUAAAGACAUCAGUGUAAAGUUGGUGUGUAAAUAAAUGUUUGAUAACUGUAAAGCACAUACGUACACAGAGACACAGACACACAUGCACACUGGAAAAUCACCUUCUACUUUUGUUCCCCUUAUGUACUAUGAUUAGUGCAAGAAAUCUCAGCCAAGGGCUCUAAGAAAAUUAAAACAAAAUGGUUAAUAACAUCAACAUUUAAAUUGUCCACUUCAAAAAUAAAUAAUUCAAAUGAUA
This is a messenger RNA of Vidua macroura (Pin-tailed whydah), 5656 nucleotides long. RefSeq names its product G protein subunit alpha z (gene GNAZ). Gene Ontology annotation, biological process: adenylate cyclase-modulating G protein-coupled receptor signaling pathway. The record is from RefSeq and is a predicted model, not a curated record. The transcript has 5 exons. Lineage: Eukaryota; Metazoa; Chordata; Aves; Passeriformes; Viduidae. Gene Ontology annotation, molecular function: G-protein beta/gamma-subunit complex binding; G protein-coupled receptor binding; GTP binding. The coding region runs from base 2858 to 3925 and encodes 355 amino acids. Gene Ontology annotation, cellular component: heterotrimeric G-protein complex.